CUGCUUGCAGGUGAUUUUGGCUGAAAUGCUCCAUCCCUACAGCACAGGACCUGGCAGCACGGUCCUGUGUAUGCUAAUUGCUUUUCCCAUGUCAUUUAGUGCAAUUUCUUAGAAAUCCAAUACAUAAAUUACAUAAGGAGAUAUAGAUCAAUAGUCCUUACUGAAUGGUGUGCAUCCAUCACCAUUAUAAAAGCGGGCAGACUGGCAGGAAUGCUAUGAAUGUUGGAGGUUUUUUCUACCCUUCUUUAUGUAGAACAAAUAUACUGAGUUGGACAGAAAGGUCUGGCCCAGACCUUUCAUUAUGUCUCUGAAAAGCCCAUAGCUGAUGGUUAGAAAGAAAUUUCCUCCUGCAGAGUGUUCUCUUAAAGCUUCUGUCAGUCUGCUGCCUUGAACUGAGGUUCCAUUGGUUUUGAGUGUUGAAUGGUUCUCAUGGUUUUAGCAGAGCUACCUAAAAAGCAAAAAUGUCAUCGCUACAUUUUUAUGUCUUGAUAUCUGAUCUAAAUUUCCCUCAUCUGUGAGAGUUGGAAAAUCUUUCAAAUGAUCGUUACGUUUGAAAGAUAAAUCUCAGUGCUUAAAGUGGGAGAUGGUGGAUGUCAUGGCAGGCUGAAAAAUGAGGACCUUUGAGACCUAAUGGUUGUCAGCAUGAAUCUUAGGGCAAGUUUUGCACAGGUGUAGUGGUAGAGAGAGAAUAACUUCUGAACUACUUAGCUGGAAAGAGGUCAGUCCUCUGGAAUUCGUGCACGCUCGACUGGCAGAUAGGGAAUUGCUUCAGAAAACAGGAGAUGACAAACAUUGUCUUUGUGGAGGUCACAGCACCUGUAAUUUUCCAAAAGACAGUUGAUGCAUCUUUUUACCUAAAUGUGGUGCUUAUAGAAGAAUGAAACCAUUAAAGAGGAGGAAAAAAAGGACCUUUCAAAAACCAAACUGAGAAAGUAAAAUUAGGCCUGAACAGUGCCAUCCUGGCUAAAAAUUAUGAUUUUUUUUUUUUUUAAAUUGGUGAUAUUCUGUUCUUUUCCUCUUCUUACCCAUUUUGCCUACAUCCGUCUGGUUCUAAAUGUGUUUUGAUCUGCUUGUCUGCCUGCACAGGCUUUCAACAUACCCUGAAGACAUUUCACUUCUGUCAGCUACAGUGAGAACCCUUCCUGGAAAUAUUUGCAUUGCUGGAAGGCAAAAGGUAGUUAGAAAAGUGAUUGGCACCUGUAGCAGUAGUACUGAUGUUGCAGGUGGACAUGCUGAAACAAUGUCAGAACCAGGCUUACUUCUGUUAUUGAUGCUUUGUGGGAACAAAGAAGGAAGCGUCAGCUUUAUAUGGCUCAUGCCUGACAACAUGCACCACCAGUGGCUGCUGCUAGCUGCAUGCUUUUGGGUGAUAUUCAUGUUCAUGGUUGCUAGCAAGUUUAUCACGUUGACUUUUAAAGACCCAGAUGGCUACGGUGCCAGGCAAGAGUCAUUGAUACUGACAGCUGUGACAAAAGUGGAGGAGGUGCAUGUGCCGGAGGAAAAACAUUGGCCUGAAGAAUUCCAGCCAACUGGAAAACCUUUUUCUGGAAAUCUGAUCCGCCAGCCCCUGGUUCAUAUGGAAAGACUUGAGCUUCUCAGGAACGUCUGCAGAGACACUGCACUGAGAGAUCUCUCUCACACUGCAGUUUCCAAAUUCGUCUUGGACCGAAUAUUUGUGUGUGACAAGCACAAGAUCCUGUUUUGUCAGACGCCAAAAGUGGGCAACACUCAGUGGAAAAAAGUCUUGAUUGUUUUAAAUGGAGCAUUUUCUUCCAUAGAAGAGAUCCCAGAAAAUAUUGUACAUGAUCACGAGAAGAAUGGCCUUCCACGUUUGUCCUCCUUCAGUGACUCUGAAAUAAAAAAACGACUGAAUUUAUACUUCAAGUUUUUUAUUGUUAGAGAUCCAUUUGAAAGACUUAUUUCUGCGUUCAAAGACAAGUUUGUGCACAAUCCUCGCUUUGAACCUUGGUACCGGCAUGAAAUCGCUCCCGGCAUCAUUCGUAAAUACAGAAAGAACCGCACAGAGACCAAAGGGCUGCAGUUUGAGGAUUUUGUGCGCUACCUGGGUGACCCCAAUCACCGAUGGCUGGAUGUUCAGUUUGGGGACCACAUCAUUCAUUGGGUAACGUAUGUGGAACUCUGCGCUCCCUGUGAAAUCACGUACAGUGUGAUUGGACACCACGAAACCCUGGAGGACGAUGCUCCAUAUAUCUUGAAAGCAGCCGGCAUAGACCACCUGGUAUCGUACCCCACCAUUCCACCAGGCAUAACAGUGUACAACAGAACAAAAGUAGAGCGGUAUUUUUCAGGAAUUAGCAAGAGAGACAUAAGACGCCUCUAUGCACGAUUUGAAGGUGAUUUUAAACUCUUUGGUUAUCGGGAGCCAGAUUUCUUGCUUAACUGACACCUGGGAUAAGCUCUGAAGAAAUGUCUCAUGGAUUCAUCUAAACCUGCCUGAAUACCAGCUGCAACACUGACAGAGAAUGACCAUUUGUUUUCUAGCUUUUUGAUGUUGCUCCAUUUUUCAGUGAAAUAUUUGUCAUAUGAACAAGUAGGGGCUCACAAUUGUUGUUUACCGACUGCGUUUUCAGUAUACAACAUUGCAAUAUGUUAGGAAUGGUGUCUCUGUUAUUUGAAGUACAGAAUUCCACUAUGCCCUUCUCCCCUCCAGGAAAAAAAGAGGGAGAAUAAAUGGGCUAUGAUCUUCCUCUCUUUCUCCCAGACAGAAUGGCAUUUUUGAAAUGUUGUGAAGUAUUUAUAAAGAUGGCAAUUUCAUUGUAGGUUAACUCUGACAUGUGGGUAAACAUGAUGAUUCGUGCUCAUGAGGAAGUAGUGUAGUCUCCCAUGAGCUUUGUAAAUGAGAGGCCAGUAUAGGACUAAAAAUUGACAAAUAAAAUUGUCUAGGUUCUGUCAUGUGGCUGCUAUAAUAACUGUAAUGCUGAUCUAAUCCCACUCUUGUUUGUCAAAAAAUGAACCUAAUUAGACAGAAGCUUUAGAGAUGUUAAAAAUGGGACUGUUCCAGACCCCAUUUUUUUGUCAUUUGUUUACUGUACUUACGACUGAUCUAUUGAGCCUCAUAAUUCUGCUUUUGAUUUUUGAGAUAUUAUUUAAUUCCUGGCUGUGUGAGUUAUCUGAGAACACCAGAUGCAAAUGGAACAUAGAGGAAAUAUUAAACUGCAAGGGAAACUUCAAGGAAAAAUAAAGUAUCCAUUGUAUUUGUGGGAGCACGUAUAGUAACCACGAGGUGCUCUCGCACAAUAUAACUUCUUUUUUCUUCUAACAGUUAAGAUUAAUAAAGAAGUCACAAAAGCAAGAUGUCAUAUUAAAGAGCUGCUAGAGUUAUUUGGAUUAACCAUCUAUCUUUUUCUUAUAUCCAGCCUUGCUCAAUGUUCAGUACUGCAGAGAACAGAAAGUUUAUCCCCCUCUGAAAAUCCAUCUCCCUUCUGCUAAGGGAAAAAAAGAAAACAGGAUGAAUCUCUGAUUUUUUUCAGUGAUUCACUGCCAUGAUGUCCCAACUCAAAAAUGCCCAACAUCUGUGUUACCAGUUGGGUGAACUGGGUACUUGCCAGGAGUUUGAAUGUCACUUAAAUUUGUGCACCCAUUUUAUGUGUUAUAAAAAAGACCAGAACCGAGUGGAUGCAGCCAUCAUAUUUGCCUGUGCUUGCAUUGUGUCUCAUAAAGAGCAGAUUCUUGUUUGAGUUCACCAGCAACAAAAAUGGGUGUGCUGCCACCUCAUCCUGCAGGCCAUGGGAGAGAGAGGGACCACGUAUCUGAAAUAAAGGAAUUGCUCUGUCGCAGUGAGCAUCUGAAUUAUAUUUUGAAAUCAUAGUCCCUGUAGAGUUAUUUGCAGAGCAGCUUAAUGUUAGUGGCUAGAAAUGCUAAUGAUAGUCAGUGCUAUGGAAUCUGCUUUUAAAUCCAGCCACAGUAUGUUUUUGAUAGCUUCCUGUAUUAACACAAGGAAACAUCUUGCACUUGUGUAAAAGGAAAGCUGUGCCAAGCUGACAUGUGCUGCUACCCACAAAAAGGAAGCCCUGUUGGAGCUGGAAAUGAUUUAAGAAAGAUCUCAAAAGACGAACUGAAAUAAGGGAGAAUCAUUUACUGGGCAUCAUUAGCAUGAGAAUAGUCUAGGAUGGCAAAGCUGGAAGGUAGGAUAUUUUCCGGGAGGUGUU
This is a messenger RNA of Empidonax traillii (willow flycatcher), 4169 nucleotides long. It is a transcript of the gene CHST10, whose product is annotated as carbohydrate sulfotransferase 10. Gene Ontology annotation, molecular function: sulfotransferase activity. Gene Ontology annotation, cellular component: membrane. Gene Ontology annotation, biological process: carbohydrate biosynthetic process; proteoglycan biosynthetic process. The record is from RefSeq and is a predicted model, not a curated record. The transcript has 6 exons. The coding region runs from base 1055 to 2404 and encodes 449 amino acids. Lineage: Eukaryota; Metazoa; Chordata; Aves; Passeriformes; Tyrannidae.